Messenger RNA from Acyrthosiphon pisum (pea aphid), 814 nucleotides. Its product is annotated as microsomal glutathione S-transferase 1-like. Gene Ontology annotation, cellular component: membrane. The record is from RefSeq and is marked predicted. NCBI's taxonomy places the organism in Eukaryota, Metazoa, Arthropoda, Insecta, Hemiptera, Aphididae. The coding region runs from base 89 to 562 and encodes 157 amino acids. The transcript is spliced from 3 exons.
CCUUGACCGCAAGUUGCCUUGGUUAAACUAUUUUUCAAAGUAAUACAAUUUAUCAACAGAAAUAAGUGCGGCAAUAUAUUUUUGUAUAAUGUCAGAUACUUCUACCAUGGGAUUAUUUAUGAUAUCAAAUCCAGUGUUCGAAUGUUAUGCAUUUUACGGAAGCAUUCUUAUUUUAAAAAUGAUAAUGAUGUCUUUUCUAACAGCACUUCAGCGUUUUCGAAAAAAAGUUUUCAUAAGCCCAGAAGAUACUGCAAUUAGCAAAGGAGGCGGAGAAAUUAGAUAUGAUGAUCCAGAUGUCGAAAGAGUAAGAAGGGCACAUUUAAAUGAUUUGGAAAAUAUACCUAUAUUUUUAAUCACUGGAUUACUUUUGGUUGCCAGCAAACCUCAAGUAAUGAUAGCGAACAACUUGUUUAGAAUUUAUACAUUUGUAAGAAUAAUGCAUACAAUUUCUUAUGCUGUGUUUGUAUUACCCCAACCUACAAGAGCAAUAUUAUUUAUUGCAGGAGCAGUUAUAAAUAUUAUUAUGGUAGCAUAUGUUAUCUUAAGUAUGCAUUAUUUUUAAUUUAUUUACUUGUAAGCAAUUUAUUUUGUUCAGUGCAAGUAAUUGACAAUUUUAAUAUUACAUAAAUUAUAAGAAAAAUUCUAAAUUAAUAUUUUAGGUAUAUAUUAUAUUAUUUUGUAUUUUGUUUUUGUAAGGUUUGUUGAAUAAAUAUCAACAACAAAUAUGUUACUCUUAUUAAGAUUUGAAAACAAUUCAGAUAAAUGCAACUCAUCAUUAAUAUUUUAAUUUAAUUAUAUACUAUAAACAAAGAAA